GGAUUCAGGGCAUUGGAUAGGCGAAGGCUCGGAUUUCCAGCUCGAACAAUGCUUUUCAUGGACAUGGUCUUUCUGGUUUCCCCGACUGUAUCUCCCUCUACCGUCUCCAUUGUUCGCAGCCACGGAGCGCGCGUUGUAUAUGCUUUCGACGACAGCGUCACUUGCGGUAUUCAAGCCGCUAGCGCGAUUGACGAGUCCCGCGUCGAGGGUCUUGAGGGGGGUAGCGACGGAGCACCAAGGGUGCAAAAUUAUUUGCUGCUAAUGCGGACGCUGGAUAACUUUCCGAGUGUGGACGAGAUUCGCAACAGCCGUCUAUUUAUUGUCUACGAGUGUUGGGUUGUGGAGAGUGCGCUGCAUGGCCACUGUCUGCCCUUGUAUCCGUGGGAUACGCAACGCGUGGCGUACCAUCCUUUCAGCAUGCGCGGCUUAUCGUUCACAACUAGCCAGCUUCCGAGGGUUAUAAAGGCGAACGUAGUCGCGGCUCUUCAGUACUGUGGAGCGCAUUACACGACACAUCUGGACGGUGACACACAGUUUGUGGUGCACUCAAAGUACCUGGGGUCGAGGGGCAUUGCUAGGCAGCGAUUACAGCCCGUUCAAGCGUCUACCACUUCUGAACUUUAUGAUGAGAUUUGUAUGAAGAAUCUGCCAUUGUUUCCAGCAAAAGCUUUAGUUAAGACGGAACGUUCUUCUGUGAGUCCUUUUGAGGUUUGUAAUCGUGAUGCUCUGCCCUACUUAUCAUCUAAGUCCUGCCGUAAACAUGAUAUUGCUAAAGUCGCUUACAUUCCUUGUGUGACGCCAGGUUGGGUAGAGUUGUGUGUUCGACUUGGUCGGCUCCUUCCUUUUUCAUCAGUGUACUCUUGCAAUUCCUUUAUCUCGUCUAUUCUUUGCUCUUCUUCGACAUUAUCACGUAAGCGCCAGCGUGAGUAG
Molecule: messenger RNA, 930 nt
Organism: Phytomonas sp. EM1
Lineage: Eukaryota; Euglenozoa; Kinetoplastea; Trypanosomatida; Trypanosomatidae
Source: the annotation of a GenBank genome assembly